AUGGGUCAGCGCCUCAGCGAGGAGGGCGACCCGGACAAAGAAAUAGAUGUGGCCGAGCUGCAGGAAUGGUACAAAAAGUUUGUGGUGGAAUGCCCCAGCGGGACGCUGUUCAUGCACGAGUUCAAGAGUUUUUUCGGGGUCGCCGAUAACAAAGAGGCUUCCGACUACAUUGAGAGCAUGUUUCGGGCGUUCGACAAGAACGGGGACAACACCAUUGACUUUCUCGAGUACGUUGCGGCUUUGAACUUGGUCCUUCGGGGUAAACUGGAGCACAAAUUGAAAUGGACGUUCAAAAUGUAUGAUAAAGAUGGGAGUGGGUGCAUUGAUAAAACCGAGCUUCUUGAAAUUGUGGAGUCUAUUUAUCGACUGAAGAAAGCCUGUCACGGAGAGCUGGACGCAGAGUGCAAUCUUCUGACCCCAGACCAGGUCGUGGACCGGAUAUUUGAGCUGGUCGAUGAAAAUGGAGACGGUGAACUCUCCCUGGAUGAGUUCAUCGACGGAGCGCGGAGGGACAAGUGGGUGAUGAAGAUGCUCCAGAUGGACGUCAAUCCGGGGGACUGGAUCAAUGAGCAAAAACGCAGCGUGACCUUCUGA
Syngnathoides biaculeatus (alligator pipefish) is the source of this 594-nucleotide messenger RNA. RefSeq names its product guanylate cyclase activator 1B (gene guca1b). The coding region runs from base 1 to 594 and encodes 197 amino acids. The record is from RefSeq and is a predicted model, not a curated record. Gene Ontology annotation, molecular function: calcium sensitive guanylate cyclase activator activity; calcium ion binding. Gene Ontology annotation, cellular component: photoreceptor inner segment; cone photoreceptor outer segment. The transcript has 4 exons. Lineage: Eukaryota; Metazoa; Chordata; Actinopteri; Syngnathiformes; Syngnathidae. Gene Ontology annotation, biological process: visual perception.